Messenger RNA from Rhopilema esculentum, 5541 nucleotides. NCBI's taxonomy places the organism in Eukaryota, Metazoa, Cnidaria, Scyphozoa, Rhizostomeae, Rhizostomatidae. The record is from RefSeq and is a predicted model, not a curated record.
GUCCUGACUGGGGGACAGAGGGGGCCGUGGCCCUCCUGUUUUCAAAAUUUGACGGAUUUUCGAAAAAUUCACUGUUAUGUCGGAAAAUUCUCAAACAUGAGCUGUGGUUAAAAAGAAGAAGUGAAACGAACCUUUUACAGUUUUAGCGACAUAAAUUACAUGUUUGAAUAAAGAAAAGGUCACAAUAGCAGUCUGCUCGACGGACUCCAAGGUAUUCUCGCGGCGAAAAAUCGAUGAAAAUGUCGCAAAUAAGAAACACCGCAAUGCGAGGAGAAUGAACAACAACAAAUACACGUAAAUCAGUGAAGGCUAAUAUUUCGCCCCGGCAUCCGGGGGCCUACGGGACUUCAUCAUCUGGAGCAACAGUGAAGGUAUAAAUUACUUGGACCAAAGUGCUUGCAGUAUUGUCGAGGGACGAUUCACUUUUGUAAAGAAAACACAAGAUUUCUGCAAAAACAAAAUGAUUUCUCAGGAAUUACCGAUCUCUACCAUAGAGUGAUUGCUGCUCGAAUUUUGUCAUUUAAAAUCCGAAUCUUCAAGCGCCAAAUUUGGUUAUGGAAAAUGGUCAUUAUUGGUCAUAAAUUAUAUUCUUAUUGAAUAUUGAAGACCGGGACAGUGCUAAUUUUGUGCCUAUCACUAGAUUUAAUUGAAGAUUUUGUCCCAGAUUUGAAAAAUCACGCAGUUAUGUUGCAUAAAGCAAACAUUGAAAAUAAGAACAAGGAAGCCGAUCAAUACCAUCGCUUUCCGCCAAUGGAUAUUCAUUAUAAGGCCCUGUUCACACGGUACCGGAUUCAUUUCGUAUCGGAUUCACUCCUGUUCUCGUGAGGGAAAAAGCCAGAAUAGUCGUGCAUUUAAUGAAGAAAGCAUAAAAAUUGGCAUACCUAUAGAUUUUGAAAUGCUGAAAAUAAUGAGAUCGGGAUCCCAACUGUAAAAUACCCCAAAGUGCUUCUUUAGCCAAUGGCGCUCGGACCCAGUCCUCUGCAACAAAUUCUACCAAUUUUUAAUCAUUCUUCUAUAUCAAAAGCAUAUAAAGUUGCAGAAGUGUAUAAUCAGGCAUCUAAACAAAAUAAUAUUGAUAUCUAAAAAAUAAAUUCUAUUUUCAGAUGGGAUUUUUGGUCCCAAACCUCCAAGAAAGGUGAUGAUUAUUUCCCUGUGGUACUCGGCAGCAAAAUAUGAAAAUUACUAAUAUUAUAGAGAUAAAGCUCCUCAUAGCGAUAAAAAUAAUUGCAUCUUUUAAAUUGCCCCACAACCUAUUUUUAGAAAAGGGGUACUUGGAUCCAGACCUCUACAAACGUUUCAAUUUUUCGUCAAGCACGCAAAUUUCAUUGUCCCAGAGGAGUUUUAUUCAAAUCAUUAAUUCGCCGUUUUCCUUAUUCGCUCGGAGCGCAAUGCAUUCUGGUACUUAUAGUUAACAACAACACGGCAAUCGGUGCGCUCUUCAAAUCAUUGCAAAUAUCGCUCAAUCGCACUCAGGGCCGUCACCAGCGGGGGGUUCGGGGGGUGCGGCACCCCCCUAAAAAAUUCUUGUCGGCAAAUUUUUUAAAAGUAGAGUUUUGUCGGGUUUUACUUUCGAAGUUCUCAAUGCGAUAGUUUUAGCAAAAUGUUUGGAUAAGAUGAGGAUAAGACCGAAAAAGUAUCACCCAAAAACCCUCAGCAAUUCAAAAUAGGUAUAGAUGGCGCUAUGGGUGUCACGGAGGGGCAAAUGUCCAGCAAAAAUUUCAAAUGACUCCCUGUCGGCAGCCUGAGUCUAGAAUCUAAUGUCCAAUAUCCAGGGCGACCUAAUUUCUACCUAAUGUUUGGGGACAAAGUUUAUUGAAAAUCUCUGAACAUUGAUCCUGGAGGUACAGAAAGCGACUGUAAGCAGGGCUGCCGAGGGGAGCAAGGGGGCAAAGUGCCUCAGGGCCUUGCGGUCGAGGGGGCCUCAAGUAGUAAUGAACUCCAUUUUAAGAAUGAAAUCAAUGAAACGUAGAAGAAGUAUGCCUAAAAAUAGUUAAGACAAUCUUAUCAAACCGAAAAGUGUUCUUAUCAAAAACAUUUUAAGACAAUCUAAAGGGCGUGGUCACAAAAAAAAUCUGCUCGCUCCGCUCGCAGGGGCCUCGUCUUUCGGCUUUCCUUCAAGGCCUUUCAAACCUCUUGGCGGUCCUAUUAGUAAGAUCUACUCAUAUAAAACUAAGUACCCACAGUCAUUCGAAAACUGAAGUGAUGAUUGACAAACGAGAACAUACUCUUUGAUAAACAAAAUCAAUUGCGUCAAAAUACCACACCCAAAAAUUGAAAUGCCUUAGGCCACGCCCCAUUUUGUCGGCAAAUUUGUGACUGGCACCCCCCUUAGUGAAAGUGAUUAGCGACGGCCCUGAUCGCACUGUACGGCUAUUUACAAUUUAAAAGAUGGAUAACCUUUCAGUUACCCAAGAAACAAAUACAGAUACUUCUUCAAACAAUCGCCCUAGUUUUUUUCAAAACUCUAGCCCGGGGCAACUCGCUGUAUUACAGCAAGAAGAAGUACCAGAAGCUACCAGCAAAAUGGCGGUACGGAGUGACGUUACCUUCGAUGAUAACUUCAUUGAUCUCAGAGAUGGAAGCUGGACCGUUGAUUUUAAAUGUAUGCCUAGAUUUACGGAAAGCCGUUUGAAUGAGAAACUUAUUGAUAACGCAAUGAACAUGCCUGAUCAUAUUGCACCGAAUGCCUACAGAAACAAGCUCCAAGGCUACAAGUUGUGGAAAGAGGGGUACUUGAGCAAAGUGAGGGUCAAACCAGAUGUUGAAUAUGGUUGCGUUACAUUGUUUUUGAUAAAAACAUUUGUUUCUGCUUCAAUGAAGAGCAUUAAAUACAUAGUUUAUGCACAUUUAGACCAAUCCACAGGAACAGUAGUUAAAGCAAAAUGCAACUGUAAAGCUGGACAAGGUGGUUGUUGUAAACAUGUUGCUGCCCUCCUGUAUUCUCUUCUGGACUUUUCGAAUUUGGGCCUGCCUUGCGUUCCAGAGGAUUUGACCUGCACUCAGGUACUUCAAAAAUGGUGUGAACCUGGAAGAAAACUUAAUUCAACUGUUGCUGUCAAAUUUGCAGACUUGAGCUUUGAGAAAGCUUGCGAAAUAGACAAGUCUUGCAAGCGUAAAAGGCCAGCAGUUUCAGGUAGCCGAACAGAUUUUUGUGCAACCCCUCCGUUUGCAAAGGUUGUUACCAGUAGUAAAAUUCAAAAUUUGUAUGAAUCUUUAGAGAAGGCUGGGAAAGCCAACUUACUAGCUCAAACCCUGAAAGGCAAUGAGUUUAAACCUUGUGACAUUUUUUAACACUCUGGAAAGCCAGCACAAGAAUUAGCACCAUCCAGCAAUUAUUUGGAAAUGUCAUAUGAUAUUUUCAAAAACAUGCAUGCAAAGAUGGAUUCUGGUUAUUUUGCCAAGACCACUUCAGCCAGUAUAGCCCAUAAUGUUGAAGUCACUUUACAAGAUACUAAAGUGAUUGAAAACGAAACAAGAAAAUAGGCAAGCAGCCACCGCUGGUUCUUAGAAAGGUCAAAGCGAGUGACAACAUCCCUUUUUGGCAGAAUCUUAAGAAGAAGGGAAAAUGUGUUUCCAAAAUCUAUUCUUGAUCAAAUAGCUAAAAGGAGGGAUGGAACUGGGCCAAAUACAGCAGGGUUACAAUGGGGCAUUGAAAAGGAAAAGGUAGCUUUAGAAAGGUACAAAACAGAAUUCUGCCACCAAGGUAAUGUUGUUGAGUGGGGUCUGAUGAUCAACCCAAAAUGACCAUGGCUUGGUGCAAGCCUUGAUGGGUUGAUAAUUCAAGAUGGGAUGCUAUAUGGCUAUCUUCUGGGUGCAAAUUGUGUCAAAAAGCUUUCUUAGCAUGGGGUAUUAGUGCAGAGUCCGCGAAAGGCUUCCAAAAUGCAUCUGUGCCAACAUUCUUAAGAAUGUGCGAGUAUAGAAAUGUGCAAACCUAUGCUCCCAUUUUCUUUCUAAAAUAAGUUAUUUGCACCUAGUCGGUUGAAAAUGCCUGCAGGUACUUGCUAGAAAAUGCUUAAAAUAUUAUCUAAUGUCAGUGAGUAAUUUCGAAUUGUCACACAAAAUCGACAUCCUGGCUUCUUCGAAGCACUGCCCAUUGCACAUGCACAAUUCCGUACAUUCCAAACCAAACUGUCUGCAUUUACAUCUUGUCGAACAUUUCUGCUUACAUCCACAUUUGAUAAGCUUCUGACAUGCCUUUGAGGCUUCUGUGACAAUCAUCCAUAACGAUGACACAUUUUCAAUCGUCGUAUUCCAACUCCAUGCUGUAAUCGGAGGUAGGUGCUCCGUCCGAGGCGGCACCAUGGUUGCCGCCGAAGGGGAAGAACUUUGAAUUUUAAUGCUUCCAGUUUGCUGGAAAAUGCACUUUUUGAAGCACUUUUUCAAUAACGCAAGCUUUCUCUUUAAUAAAUAUCCACAGGCUGAAAGCUAUUUGAUGGUUUUAAUCGAUUUUCCGGUCUUUUAGCUUAUGCAACACAAUUUUCUUCAGAUUUGGACUUAAUCUCUCCGCUUUUCCUUACUAGCAUUUCUUUUCAUGAAAGUUUAUCAUAACCUUUUGCACCCUCUCAAUAUUUUUAUGAAAUGGCGCCUUAUCUGAACUUCUACCUCCAAGCCAAAAAAUUUUUGACGGGCAACUUAAAAACACUCCCACACCCUACCUCGGUACGCCCAUGGUAUCUACUUUGUGUAAAAAUCAUUUAGAUUUAGCGUGGGAUCUUGAGAUGGUGUUUGAGGAUCGUUGCUCUGUACAUCAAAGUGAGUAAGGAAAAAGAAGUGGUAUGUUGCAAGGUGAUUCUUGUUCUCUUCGAAGCGAUUUAUCGUGGAUUUUAUAGUGUCUGUCUUUAGUAUUGUUGUAUUCUUUUAUGUAAAUUGCCCUAGUUCGGUGGCCAUUAUAACAUGAAAAAUUCAUUUUAGCGCCCAUGAUAUUUGAUCGGCAGGGGGGCAAUUGCCCCCCUUGCCCCCCCUGCCAGCUCGCCACUGCGUAGGUGGGGCUUAAGGCUAAUCUCCAUUGGGCGAAAUUUUUUCGCUUUUGCGCUGACGAAAGACGAAAACUACAUGGCGCACAUUCUCCAGCUCACAAUAGCUUUGCGUGCCAAAAAGAAAGCAAAUACUUGCGUGACAAGCAUUUCAAGAUGUCGGAUGAGAAUACAAAUCUUCUGAUUUUGCUUUGUUUAUUCAAGCGUAAGAAACAAAGAAGCCAAAAGCAAAUCAAAGGUUUUGGGUACAUAAAUUCUACCAACAGAAAUCUGGUUAUAGAUCUAUAAUUAUAUGACCGCCAGCUAUUUUGCAAAAUGAAAUAAACUGAUUUAAUUGUACUUCAAAGCAGCAAUCAUUUUUUUUCAUCUUCAUUUCAUUUCAAAAAUCUUUAUACAGGAAUUCCCUAUCAGCUAUAAUACAAAUAUAAAUAAACUACUUCUAUUACAAUUACUUCUUUAAACAUGGAAAUUGUGGGGCUCAUUCUGAUGUUUCUUGGAAUCUCAUUCCAUGCUUUGGCCCCAGAGUGAAAGAAACUUCCCUUUGAGAAUUCCAAAUUUUGCCUUGGGA